This is a messenger RNA of Dibothriocephalus latus, 294 nucleotides long. The record is from the annotation of a GenBank genome assembly. Lineage: Eukaryota; Metazoa; Platyhelminthes; Cestoda; Diphyllobothriidea; Diphyllobothriidae.
AUGCGUGUCGAUUUAUAUGACGACAGUGAAUCCCCCGAGCUGACGGGUAUCGUCAUCGCGCACCUGCUUGCUGAACCAAAGGAGAAGCUGUUGGCACGAUCCGGUCGCGUGAUCUUCGUGGCGGACACCGCGCUGGCGAUGGGCAUCCGGGAUAUUGAUGGCAAUCCGCCCAUCAGCCUGCGUUCACUACGCUUUCUCGUGGAAGCUACUGGCCGAACCAGGCUCUCCCAUCUGGUCCCCGAAUUUAUGCGCCUGCCAUAUUCAGCUUUCAACCAAAUAGGUUCCAAAUUCUAG